Messenger RNA from Rhinocladiella mackenziei CBS 650.93, 2367 nucleotides. RefSeq lists its product as uncharacterized. The transcript has a single exon. Lineage: Eukaryota; Fungi; Ascomycota; Eurotiomycetes; Chaetothyriales; Herpotrichiellaceae. The record is from RefSeq and is a predicted model, not a curated record. Bases 1 to 2367 code for a protein of 788 amino acids.
AUGCUUCACACUCGCAUCCGACGCUGGAAACUAGGCCGCAACCACAAAUUCCCUGAAAUGCGAACGGCAGCACUGCUUCUGGCCGCACAUCAAGAGGAACAGCGUCAACGCAACGAAGAUCGUACGUCCUUUCUCUCCAGCCCCACGUCCACUGGCAACACGCGAUCAAGAAAUAUGAGGAGGCCGACACCGCCAAGUUUCAUUAUCCGUGGCGAAAUUGUCCGGUACGCGGAGUUCAUGCGGUAUUUCAAGCGUAAGAAGAUCAACGAUCCUCUUAGUUGGGCCAAAGAAGAGCAACAGAAGCAAGAGGACAAUGAAUUCGUCAUGAGCGAAGAUGUUGAGAUCCUUACUAGCACUGACACUGGCACUCCAGAGUCGGAUUCAGGAGAAAACGAUGAGAGUCGAGAUACUCUGGACGGAGGACGUGAGGCUGAGGGUUUGAUCCAAGUUGAACAACCAAUACCACAGGCCCAAGAUUUGGAUAUUGACCAUAAUCACUCUGUGACCCAAGUCGAUUUAUCUCAAGUACCCUUGACGGCAGAAACACAAGACCUCCACCAGCCCGAAAGCUACAGUACUAGCAACCAAGAUUGUUGGUCGUCGUCAUUUAUCUUGCCGGCCUCAGAGCAAUAUCAGGACACGGUCAGACAACGCACCGCGCAUCAGAUGUCAAUGCCAGCAUUCUUCCGACCUCAGACCUAUCGCGCCCUCGAGCAUCUCACCCAUAGCAUGACCGUAUACAUAACUUCAUACAUGACCUCAGAGCGGGCGAGGACACAAUGUGAGCCAGCGGUACAUGCGCUGACAGUACACGCGAUAUUCGCAUCCAGAAUGCAAGACGGCGUCGCAUUGCUGGCCAAUGUGUCGACGCGACCAAAAGCAAUACCACAUCCAAGGCGUCACGAACAGGGCAAGUCACCCGUGCCAAAGCCCGAUCCGAAUGCCAAAAAGGCAUUCGAUAGUUUCCGAAACGGCUUCGAAUUAAUUCGUUCGAUACUGGAGAAUGAUCACCCAAUGAGUCUGGCGCUAAUCCUGAGCAUCGCGUGUGAAUUGGCAGGUCAUGCCUCAAAACAAUCUUCUUAUGUCGUCAGCCAAAAUCAGGACCGUGAACAUGAGCAAGGACAGGGCCAGGGCAUUUACACAGCAGUUCUUGUCCAACUCCUCCAAUACAUACGAGAUAUGGCCUCACUACUCACGGUCCUAGGCCCAUCCCACGCGCUGACGAGCAUAUUUACCGUUCUCGCCCAGGUAUGCCAAAAGCAGAUGAUCAUAGAGGACCCUGGCACUUUCCAACUUGCGAACCUGAUCCACACCAUCCUCUACAUUGCCAUCGCUCGUCUCUCCGCUGGCCCCGAGGGCUUCUUUGACUGGAAACUCUUAUACCUCCGCGAAAGGCUCUGCGACAGCCUCUACCACAGCGGAGCUGCCUUCAUCCACGAACGCAUGGCGCAACGCGCAUCUUUACUCCGUGACCAAGAACACAAGUACGGUCUGACGGCGCGGAAUGUCCUUUGGACGCUCACGAAUGUCGCGGACGAUGCGUUGGGUGCUGGUGACGUGGAUGUCGCGGUACAUCGGUUCCACAUCACGCUGCAGAGGGCUGAGAGGCUGAGUGAUUAUGGAAGGGCGAAGACGAGGUUCGCGGCACUCGAAGGAUUGGGGAGGUGCUUUCUUCUCAAGGCUGAGCAACAAAUGCAAAUCGAAGCAGAGGUGGAAGCCGAGUCAGAGGAGAAUACAAGGCUGCGAGCGCUCGGGGAUGCUAGUGCAGAAGAGAAUACGCUUUCAGAAAAGCUGCACGAUGUUUCGAGUCGGGUCGUCAAUCCGUCUUCUUCCUCUGCUUUUGCGUCAAGAGGUGCCUGCUGCUUAUGUUCAUGCCACCAUUCCUCGACCUCGACCACGACCCCGCAAACCCACCAUCUAUCAGCCAGAAACAAUAUCGACACCGGUACCGGCUCCGAGACAAACAGCACAUCCGACACAGGAACGUCCACGCCCUCCACGUCCACGUCAUCCUCGAGACCCCAAUCACAUAAUCCGAAUCAACAGCAACGACAAAGCGAAUAUUACCUCCGUGAAGCACUGAGAUACUUCUCUGCCGCGGAACACGAGGCGCGCGUAUGGUUUGAUAGCACAAGUCGAAGGAUAGCGAGGGUGAGAAGGCAUAUCGCCGAGGUACGCGAGAUGCUUGGGUAUGUUGAUCAAGACCGCGAGGACGACGAUGAAGCUGGCAAGGGGGAUGACAUCGUUGCUGCUGAGACUGCAGUGACUGAGACUGGGGCCGGGACUGGAGAGUACUUGGGCCCAGAUCUCUCCUUCCAUCCGCUGGGUCAGAUCUCCACGACGAUGACGAUCAGGACGGGACUCUAA